Molecule: messenger RNA, 2936 nt
Organism: Paramisgurnus dabryanus
Lineage: Eukaryota; Metazoa; Chordata; Actinopteri; Cypriniformes; Cobitidae
Gene: timp2a
Product: TIMP metallopeptidase inhibitor 2a
Biological process (GO): response to hormone; response to cytokine; negative regulation of endopeptidase activity
Cellular component (GO): extracellular matrix
Molecular function (GO): protease binding; metalloendopeptidase inhibitor activity
Source: RefSeq, a predicted model, not a curated record
CACAAACCUGGUCUCUCUGUGCAAACACACCCAUAGAAGGCAGUGGAAAGAGAAGGAACUGGAAAGGCCAUUAAAGAGCAGCGGGCCACUUUAUUAUUCGUUUUCAGUGGAAUAAGAAACAACAGCACUGAUACCCAACGUGCAGGCAUCCGAAACGGCGGCGGACGGCGUACUUUGCGUAAAGGAAUCGGAUCUGUGUUUGACAUUGCAGAAGAUCGAGUACUAUCUGCUUUAAAUUUUCCUGUCAAGUAAGGGAAAGAUGAAGAGCGUUACGAGCUGUGUCGGCACACUUGUGGUGCUGAUACUGUGUCGGGUGGGAGAGAUCGCAGAAGCGUGCAGUUGUUCUCCCGUUCAUCCUCAACAGGCGUUCUGCAGUGCUGAUGUCGUAAUCAGGGCCAAGGUCGUUGGGAAAAAAGAAGUGGAUUCUGGGAAUGACAUUUAUGGGAAUCCUAUCAAACGACUCCAGUAUGAGAUCAAGCAGAUUAAGAUGUUCAAAGGUCCGGAUUACCACAUCGACUUGGUUUUCACCGCGCCCUCAUCUGCCGUGUGCGGGGUGACAAAUUUGGAAACUAAUGGAAAGAAGGAGUACCUCAUCUCAGGAAAGGCAGAGUCCAAUGGCAAAAUGCAUGUGACUCUCUGUGACCUCAUCAUGCCCUGGGAGUCCAUGAGUGCCACCCAGAAAAAGAGUCUUAGUCAGCGCUACGAGAUGGGGUGUGACUGCAAGAUCACACGCUGUUCGACCUUCCCAUGCGAGAUCGUUGCCCCUGAGGAGUGUCUGUGGACGGAUUGGGUGACGGAGAAGAUCAUUCACGGGCGCCAGUCCGACCACUACGCCUGCAUCAAGAGAGGAGACGGCUCCUGCGCUUGGUAUCGUGGAGCCGCUCCUCCCAAGAAGGAGUUUCUGGACGUGGAGGACCCUUAAUCUGUCUCUCCCUCCCUCUCCACAUCACCCGAUCCGAAGUUCUUACAAAUAUCAUAGAUAAGAUGUAAGUUAAUAUCAACAUAAAGACAAAACUCUACCAAAUUGAAAUGUUAAGGCUAGAUUAGUGUAACGUCUUCAUUAGAUACAGACUGGAGUGAACUGGCACUCAGAAAACACACCCCAUUGUGUGAGGGACAAUCUUUAAAUGAGAGCACUUUCUGGCCCCGACAGCGCUUAGAUUUCUCUCUGCAAAUAGGACUUCAUGACGUCUAUCAUUUCUUGCAAAACUGCAGUCUCUCAAUUUCUGGCAUUUCGGUCCAAACCCACGUGGGGCGACAGUGACAGUAUUACUUUUGAAGGUAGUGUAAUUUCCAUGCCAAUUGGUCCAGAUAAAUGGUGAGGCGGGACUUCCCAGAUUGUACGAUAUUAUUCAAAGGCGUGCUGGGACCAGCAACUUGAGGAAAAAGGAAAAUUAAAAACCAAAAUCAAUGAAUUUGUGAGGGAAAGAAAAUAGUGCUGCUGACCAAAUUUACAUAAUGUUGAACUGUUGUAUAUGAAGCUGUUCCUAACUUUAUUCAUCCACUGCUUUACGUCACCAUUGUGCGUAUCUGCUUUAUGGUGUAUCCUUCCUAUAUAUAGAAACGAAGGAAUAACAAUGUAAACAUCUAUUAUCCCGACAACAGUUCUAGUGUUCAUAAAUUGUUUAGCAACAUUCCUCACUGAUUUGAUUUUUUUUAAAUGCGCGUUUGAUUCAAGCAUCCUUAACUUGUUUUGUAAGUACGUCUGUUUUACUUUUCUAAAUCUUCAUUUUGUCUAAAACACACACACACGCGGUGAGUUUAUCUGUCCGAUUUAUGCAUUCAUUCUGCCGGUAAUGAGUUGAACUUGUUGCACUUUUUUAAGAAUAUUAUUAAAUACAAAACCAGGCGUGCUUUCGCUUUUUGUAACUCCGCUUCUUUCACAAUAGCACAUUUAAAUGCUUUCAUGCAGUUAUUAAGGUCCCAGUGAGCUCCUUUACCUUGUGUAUUGUUGUAUAAUGUGUCAUUUGUUGAUGUGCCCAAAAAGGUGCAUGAGACUUUAGUUGCCAUGGUAACGGGAAGACCCAUAGUGUUGCUCGAGGUUGAUUGGAUUGGCAUGCAAUGAUACAGACCUAUAGCAUGCUCCGAAUCUCCGCAUGGAAAGAGAAAACAGUGACAUAGGUUCCUUUCUCAGGUAAUGUCUAUAAACUCAGGAGUUUAUUGGCAGCUUGAGAGGAAAGCAGAGGGUGUAUCCUGAUUGGGCGUUACCAAGUCAUGUGAUUGACUAAGGGGUAAGGCAUUAGUAUACGAGUUGCUAUGGUCUCCGUCAGGGUAAACCAUGUGGUCAAGUUUGGUCAGAGUGAAUAAGAGCGAGAGAAAACUUGUUUUGUAUGUCAGAUAGUUUAAAGGCAUCACAAUCAUUGUAUAAAAUCAACACAGAGAUAAUUUGUAUUGACAAAGGGACCGUUAUUAUGGGUACUUAAAUUCAUUCCUUUAUAUUUUGGCUAUAAGUAUUAAGCUUUUUUGCUUAAGUGUGAUUUAAAUUAAGAUUUUUUUAAAUAUAUCAAUUUUCUCUUUAUACCAGAAUCAUCAUCAUCAUAAAUAAACAAGCUUGAACUCUUGCGAAUAGACUAUAUACUGUAGAUCUACAAGGUUAAUGUUUAACAUCGAGCUUUAACUACUUAAACCGCUUUGUAUUGUUACUGAACUUAAAUGGCGUAAGUUAAAUGAUUUUGUUAUCACGUUUUUACUUUUUUUAAUAUGUGUAUACCUUUGAUUUAUAUGAUCAUGGUGUUAUUUUUACUUGUCUUUUGUCUUUCUCUUUACUGAUUUUGCAGAAAAGUACAAGAAUGUGAGCUCUUGUGUCUGAACCACAUGAGUGAGUUUGUGGUAAAAAAUCCAGACUAUGCAUGUGUUUGAUACUUUCUGUAAUUCCCAUGUGGAUGUUCACUUGACAGAUAAAUAUACAGUAUUACCAAAUAAAACAUUAAACUACA